UUGUCCCGUUCUCUUUUUGGCCCCACAUUUUGCAUUUUUUUAGAGCAAAAAACCAGUGGAGCGCCACAGUUUGUUGGAAAAUUUCAAUCAGUGACAAUCUACGAAGGCGAUUCAGUCGAGGAAAAAGGAAGUGGUGAAACGACAUUACAGAUUCUGAAUGCCAAAAUGAGUGAUGGUGGCUGGUACCAGUGUGAUGCUACUAAUCAGUCUGGAACUUCUUCCAUGAAAGGGCGCGUUGUUGUCCAAUCUCGUCAAAAACUGGAUUCAGCGGAACGUGAUCAGAUUCCGCUGCGGAAGGUUGAUCGUCGCGUUGCCAGAUAUGGAGCCAAAAUCGAGGAAAAUGGGGGUGAAAUUCGAGCAGCCUCCAAGCAACCACCGAAAUUUUUGGAUACAGUGAAAAACUUGAACUUGAUUGAGGGACAGACUGCCCUUCUGGACUGCAAAUAUUCACCAGCAGAUGAUCCAAAUUUGAAAAUAGCUUGGCUUUUGAAUGGAAAGGCUGUCUUGGCGAGUUCCCGGUUGUCCACGGUAGCUGAUGCUGGCUAUGCAGCGUUGGAGAUCAACCCGGUGACAGUGUUCGACAAGGGCGAAUAUACAAUUGUCGCUGUAAAUACACUUGGUGAAGCCCGACAGUCUGCAACCGUUGAUGUUACUGGUCAGAUAUUCCUUUGUUAUAAGUAGUA
Messenger RNA from Gongylonema pulchrum, 683 nucleotides. Lineage: Eukaryota; Metazoa; Nematoda; Chromadorea; Rhabditida; Gongylonematidae. The record is from the annotation of a GenBank genome assembly.